Moesziomyces aphidis is the source of this 1176-nucleotide messenger RNA. The record is from the annotation of a GenBank genome assembly. Lineage: Eukaryota; Fungi; Basidiomycota; Ustilaginomycetes; Ustilaginales; Ustilaginaceae.
AUGGUUGGCCUUAUCUUCUUGCACAAAGCGGCUUCCUGCCUCCUUUUCUGCUUUUGCCUGUACAUCGCCGAUGUCCGUGGUGCGCCUUUACCUGCCGGCUCGGAUGAAUGGCACAUAGGUCCGUCGGGCGAGGGUUCUGGGAUUUGGCAGGGGGACCCGUCCUGGUACCAUGCGCCUUCGCCACAGUAUCACAAUCCUUACCAUCCGAUGUACCAUGACCCGUCGACUCACUACUACCAGCCCAACCACGGUGUCAUGAGCCCCGCUUUUGCGUCCGAUCCGCACGCUGCUAUGCCUUGGUCACACAUUCCAGCGACUCCCGAACAACACGCUUCUGUGCCUUGGUCACCCGCUCCAACGACUCCCCUUGACCAGACCGACCACGCAAUCCUCGGCUCUCUCCUCGAUGAGACGCCCGCCGCCGAUCCGGGACCCAGCGGAUCAGGCAGGCCAGGAAUCAUGAGUCGCCUGCACUCAAGCUUCACCGGAAAAGCUCCUGCCGCACAGGGGCGUCCCGUGCAGCCGGUCUCAGCGGCCGCGGUCGAAUCUUUCCCGAUCCUCGAAAGCGCGCAUCCGGAACAUGUGGUGGCAGAGGCCAACAUUUGGCGCGGAGGUCAUCCGCCGGAGCCAUUCGAGGGUCUCGAGCCAGUGCGAGGUGUCAAGGGCCCUCAGCAUCUGGAGUCGAUUCCUUUGUCUCCCCCUCCUCUGCCGGAAAAGCCGGCCAACUUGAAGUACAAGUUCGUGAACUUGGCCAAGGACGCCAAGCUGCGCAGAAUGAUCAACAUCCGCCUCUUCGACAACAAGCUCAAGUGGAUCGAUCCCGAAGACCUCCCACUCGAGAUGCAGCGGUCUCAACGAGCGGCUGCGCUCCAGCCGAAUCGCCUGGUGCCGUUUGUCGAAGAUUCAUCGAGAGCGGACCCUGCCGAUGGCGCGGCUCGCCAGAUCCGUAUGGUUCCACAGGAAACCAUCCAGAGCCACGACUACGCCAAGUACCACAUCGUCGACUUCUGGAGUUAUCCGAAAACCAGUGGGGCCGCGUUCAGGAAGCCGGUAAUCAAGCACAUCGGGACCGGCAUCCUGGACCCAGAGGAUGUCGGUUGGGUCGACCGCCACCUUGGGUUCAUGUCCACCAUCCCCGAGUACAGUGAGCAUGUCAUCAGACGACUGCGCGGCUAG